UUGCGGAACAGUGAGUUGAGAAUUAAUUGUGUUUGUGAAUCUUUCGUUUAUUCAUAAGAGCCCCCGCUGUAGACACCAUCAUGACGCAACAAAAGAACUUCAUUCUUGCUUUCGUAAUAGUGGUGAUUCAUCUGAUCUGGCAAGUGGAAGGAAAAGGCAAGUUGAAGUUAACAGUUCUGUCUGAAGACAGGCUGCAAAUGAAAUGGAAAGAAGCUGAUGGAAAUAAACAGGGAUAUAAAGUCCGAGUCAAGCCUUCAGCGGGUGCUACUGAACAGGAAAUAAUCCUGAAGACAAAUACAGCCAAAGCGACUGUUGUAGGUCUGACUCCAACCCAAGAAUACACACUCCACAUUCUACUACUGAAUGGAACCAGAGAAAGCCACUAUGCCAAAAGGAAGUUCGUUAUCAAUGUCCUAAAAAAAGAGCAUUCGAAGAAAGCCUCGCAACGUAAGCAACAACAAAGGGAGAUUGGUAUCACAGCGAGUGAGAACGGUACUCGAUCCGAUUUCAAUAUUCCUCCAGGCAAUGUGACGGAGCCUGGUCAAACAGGAACACUGAAUGGCGUGCCAUCAAAACGAGGAAAGGGUUCGGAACGACGAAAAUCAUUUGACAAGACAGAGGAGAGUAAAGUGAAGCAGGCAACCAGCCUCCCUGCUAAUGAGAGCGGAAGAGUUUCCCAAAUGAAAAAUACAACACAACUUCUGUCUGAAAAUAAAAGAAAGAUGGUUCAAGAAAAGCCGCCCAAAGAAAGUUCAGCUGUAGAAGUCACAGACAAAGAAUCCCGAUUCAAGUGCCAGGCGACAGGACCUGCAGAUGUCAUCUUUCUAGUUGAUGGAUCUUGGAGUAUUGGCCAACACAACUUCCGAUUAAUGCGGCAGUUUUUAAUAAAUUUGAUCACGCCUUUUAAUGUUGCUAUGAACGAAAUAAGAAUAGGAUUGACUCAAUAUAGUGGAAAGCCAAGGACGGAGUGGGACCUGAUUGCUUAUUCUACCAAGAAUGAAGUGCUGGAAGCUGUGCGCAAUCUUCGUUACAAAGGAGGCAACUCAUACACAGCUCUUGCCUUGAAUCACGUCUUUGAAAAGAACCUGAAGCCAUUAGCAGGUGCUAGAUUGGAUACUCCGUCGUUUCUGAUACUGCUUACUGAUGGGAAAUCACAGGACAACGUUAACCCAUCAGCUCAACGUCUGAAAAAUGCCGGAGUGGAAGUUUUCGCGAUCGGUGUGAAGAACGCCAAUGAAGCAGAAUUGAAACAGAUCGCUUCGGAUCCACUCGAACUCCACGUGCAUUACGUCUUCGACUUCAGGUUUCUCGACUCGCUCAGCGACAGGCUCAAAAAGAUUCUUUGUGCACAGAUGAAGGCAAAAGCCGUCGAAAUGAAAAGUGGACUCAAUAAAGCAGACACCGGUGGUGUUUUUCACCCAAAUCCUACAAACCUGGUUCUGUCAGAUAUAACUCCAAGGAGUUUCAGAGUCAGCUGGACACGAGGCACGAACAAAGCAAACAUUUACCGUGUUGUGUAUUAUCCAACCAAAGGGGAUAAGCCUGAGGAGGUGAUUGUGAAUGGAACGGUUUCCUCUGUAGUUCUGGACAAUUUGCAUUCACUGACCGAGUACCAAAUUGCUGUUUUCCCGAUUUAUGAAGACAAGGCUGGUGAGGGCCUCCGGGGCAUCGAAACCACACUGUCUUUCCCACCUCCCGACAAUCUCACGAUCCUCGACGUCACACACAACAGUAUGAGAGUCAAGUGGGAACGCAGGGAAGAUUCCACUCAGUACAUGGUUCUGUACGAACAAGUUUCUGGUGCAGAGGCGGAUGAGGGAAAAGAGGUGAAGGUCGAUGCUCAGUUCACUGAGAUUGAACUUGAAGGACUAGCUCCAAAUGCAGAUUACAUUGUCACAGUUUAUGCAUUGUACGGAGAGGAUGCAAGUGAACCAGUGACCACACAACAAGCAACACUACCCCUAAACCCUCCAGCAGAACUGCAUGUCACUGAUGUCAGUCACAGCAGUGCUCAGGUUAACUGGCAGCCUGCUUCAAGGAAAGUGAAAGGGCAUCGCAUUGUAUAUGUAACAACCAGUGGGAAUGAUCCCAAAGAGAUUGUAGUCACUGGAAACACUACUCACGUGGUCCUGAUAAACCUGACCUCAUUCACAAAGUACAUUGUAAAUACGUUUUCUGUUUACGAUAAUGGGUCGUCUGAGCCAGUCACCGUCACCAUUGAAACAUUGAAGGUUCCACCUCCAUCAGAAUUGAAGGUCACCGAUUUUUCAGGCAACGAUUUAACAAUUAGAUGGAAACAUGCUGCCAGCGAUGUCGUUGUCUAUAAAAUAAAAUGGAUCCCGCUUAGCGGAGGAACAUUGAAGGAGCUUGAUGUCAAAGGUGACAUGGACACAGCCGUGUUAGAGGAAUUGGAAGGGAACACUGAUUACCAAGUGUCGCUCGCUGCAGUCUACAAUGAUACCGCUAAAAGUGACGCUAUUGUUGUCCGUUACAACACUUUUUCCAGAGAUCCACCGAGAAACCUUAUGAUAGACAGCAAGACUCCAACUGCCCUCCAAGUCAGCUGGGAACACACAAACCCAAAUGUCCAAUAUUACAACAUAUCAUACGUGACCGUUGAAGGUGACCAUGCAGAAGAGGCCGUAAGUCACAUGUACUAUAUGAUCAUCCCUAUCAAGAGUAACAGCAAAACAUUGCAGCCACUGGAGUCUGACACCACGUACAGAGUGACAGUCACGGCAGUCUAUUCCUCAGGCGAUGAAACCAGUGUGUCUGGAGUGGGCAAAACCUUGGCAUUUUCUCCACCGACGAACCUGCGGAUUUCGAAAGAAUGGUAUGACCACUUGCACAUCACCUGGAACCAUCCUAAGCCACAACCCAUGGGAUUCACUGUGAUGUACCAGGCGACUGAUGGUCCAGCCAUGGAGCUGAUAACCAAAGAGGAUGCCGACUCGGCAGAAAUUCUGAAUUUACAGAAUGGUCUGGAGUACGGCAUUAGAGUCUUUGCUUUAUACCGAACUGGCAAUAGUAGUGCUAUCGAAGGCAAAGCUUCAACAUUGUACUUGAACAUAACUGAGCUUAGCAUCUACCAAACGCAGAUCACCUCCCUGUGCGCGAAAUGGAAAGUUCACCCCGAUGCCUCUUUCUACAGGAUAGUGUUGGAAUCACUUCGAGACGGAAAGACCCAGGAAGACAUGUUAAGAGCAGGAACAGAUAGGCACUGUUUUAGACUUCUAGUUCCAGAUACACAGUACAGAAUUACCAUCUAUACACGUCUAGAAGACAUGGAAGGAGCUGGUGUUUCCAUUCUCCAGUCUACACUGCCUCUUCCAACCAGGUCAUCUCUUGACCCAGGUGGUAUUACUGCUGCCAUAAAGGCUUGCAGGCACAUAACAGCGGACCUGGCGUUCAUAAUAGAUGGAUCCCAACAUGUAGGAGAAAUAAACUUCAAGAAACUCAUUGGCUUCCUGUACGAAAGCGUUAGUGUUUUAGACACAAUUGGUCCAGAAGGAAUGCAGGUGUCAGUUGCUCAGUUCAGCAAUUAUAUGAAAAGUGAAAUUGAAUUUGGCUCCUUUAGAAGUAAAGAGAGUCUAUUGGGAGCAAUCCAUGAAUUACCUUACAGAGGGAAACAGGCAGGUGCAGCUAAGAGUGGAGAAAGUGUUAAAGAUCUGUUUUCCAUUAACGAAACGCUAAGAAGGAGAGGCGUUCACAAAAUUUUAGCCAUAAUAAGCGGUGGAAACGUGCUCAAUGAGAUACGCCAAACUGCAGAAGAGCUGGCAUUGAAAGGAUUCAUUACCUUUGUUCUUGGGCUUGGCAAUGCUUCUGAGAUGAGGAUGAAUGAAAUUGCUAGCACUUCUAACAGCAGGACUGUUUUCUAUGCAACGGGCUUCAGUAAUUUACAGAGCAUUGGAAAUAAAUUUAUUGCAACCAUUUGUCAGACUGUUUCCACAUCCUGCCCUCUGACACAUAUUAGAGGCACCAUUGUACCAGGAAUUAACAUGAUGGAGGCAUUUGGACUGGUAAAAACAGAGUAUUCAGUGCUUGACGGAGUUUCUAUGGAGGCUGACAUCUUUACUGGGUCACCAUCAUAUAGGAUUUUUAAAAAUGCUCAGCUCACACAGCUCACUAGGAAUAUACACCCCAUUGGACUACCUCCUGAGCACACCAUUAGUUUUUUAUUCCGACUGCUUCCAAACACACCCAAAGAGCCAUUUGCAAUUUGGCAGAUUGUGGAUAAAGACUUUCAGCCUCUGGUUGGGAUCAUUUUGGACUAUACCAAAACCUCUCUAAACUACUUUAACCUGGACUAUAAGAAUGACUUUCAGGCGGUUACGUUUGAUCAGCCCCAAGUUAAGAGGAUUUUCUUUGGAAGUUUCCAUAAGGUUCAUAUAACAGUGAAUGGGACAAGUGUCAAGCUUCAUAUUGACUGCCAGGAGGUCGGAGGGAAGUUAAUUAACCGUAUUGGAAUGUUCCCCACUGAAGGUUUCGAGAUUCUAGGGAGACUUGCAAAACCAGGGGUACCGAGAAACAGUUCAGUACCAAUCCAGUUGCGGGCAUUUGAAAUAGUUUGCAAUACCUCCUGGGCUGACGUGGACAAUUGCUGUGAUCUACCUGCACUCACAGAUGAAGUGAGCUGCCCCACUCGUGCCCCCGCUUGUACUUGUUCGUCAGCUAUCAGAGGACCAUUGGGGGCCCCAGGACCACCAGGCAACCCUGGUUUAAGAGGAGCCAGGGGUGAGCGUGGGGAACCUGGCCCAAAGGGUCAAGAAGGUCCAAUCGGCAACCCAGGGCCUAUGGGACUAGAUGGUAAACCUGGAUCUAUUGGGCCAAGGGGAAUGAGCGUCCGUGGACCUACAGGUCCCACUGGUGAAAAAGGACAGAAAGGUGAGCCUGGACUGAAGGGAAAACAGGGUCCACCAGGUCCUCAGGGGCCACAAGGGAGAGAUGGCCUUCAGGGACCAAAGGGUACAAGAGGAUUGGAAGGAUCACUAGGACCCCCUGGACUUCCUGGACCAAGAGGACCGUCAGGAAUCCCAGGACCAUCGGGCUAUUCAGGGGAAAGGGGGCUGCCAGGUGAUGUUGGGCCAUCUGGUCUUCCUGGUGCAAAAGGAGAAAAGGGUGAAAAGGGUGAAACCCAAUCCCUUGCUACGGUUUAUCAACUUGUCACUCAAGCUUGUGAGCAGCUUGUUCAGGAUCACAUGGUCAGAGUUGAUUCUCUCCUGGAAAAGUUUACAAGGAACCCGGCACCUGUACGGAUCAUCCAGGGGCCAGCAGGUGAAGUGGGUCACCCAGGAUUACCUGGUCCACCUGGAAGUAGAGGGACUCCUGGAAUACCUGGAAUGCCAGGAGAACCUGGCAAAGAUGGUUAUCCAGGGGAGAGAGGAAACCAAGGUGAAAAGGGAGAGAAGGGCAGUUCAGGGCCUAAUAGGGUUGGCCCUGAUGGACCAAGUGGCGCUCCAGGCUUCCCAGGUGAAGGGAAACCAGGAAGGCAGGGAUCGCGAGGAUUACCUGGCCCAGCAGGAAGGCCUGGCUUGCCUGGCUCCCCUGGUCCCAUUGGGCAGCCUGGUUUACCUGGACUCUGUGACGUCUCUGCCUGCAACACCUUGAAUACAGGAGGCGAAUCUCAAAUCGAAUCAGAGGGUGAAUUCCAGUAUGUGCCUUGAAUCAUUCCUCAUUCUGUUAUUUUCAUAAGUAAGGUUGAAUGGAGAACAGUUUAACCUGGGGUCAACCUAACAGCAUAACUUUGCUCACCAAAGAAGCAUUCAAUUGGAUGAACUGCAAUGUCUAUUAUUUUGAAAAUAAGCUGGGUUUUGGCAAUAGACUGGGAUGGAGUCCCAAGUUAUAACAUAUACAUUUGCUAAGAGGUUGAAAAUAUUGAUGGGGAGCAUUUUGAUACUGAAAUGUAAUGUCGAUACAAAUCAAUCUUCCAGUAGCUGGAAAUGGCUGUCAUUCCAAGAUUAAACUUUUGACAGUUGUGUUCAUUUCGAAGCUGAAUAAUAUGAAUUUUAUGAGCUGUAUUAAAUGCAAGAAGAAAAAGGACCGAUGUGGUGGCUAAUGGAACACUUAAGACUUUUAAGAAAGUAUUUUUCAAUCUCUGUAUGCAAUCUCCACUAUAUAUAACUGAUUACAGAAGACAUUCUUACCUGCGGAAGUUUCAUCACAUUUCAUCACAUUUCCUACGAUUACAGUUACUACACUUUACAGCAAUUAUCUGUGAAGCGUUUUGAGACCGUUAUAGGCUUACAGACACUGUAUCCAAUCAAGAAUCAUUAUUAUUUUUUAUUAUAUCUGUAUUUUUUCCCAUAAUGUGCGAAGUUCAUUUGGAGUUUGGCACAUUCUCUGCCAAUGCACACACUAUUUCUGCUGCAUCUCUAUUAAUGUACAGUUUGAAGAUAUUUGGAAGCUAGAAAUGUACAAUAUGGUUAGUGGAUGGCUUCUCUAUAAUCAUCACUUUAUGUAAUCAUACAUUCGUAAAAUAUUGAUACUUAUAUGAUUUAUGUGUGAAUGAU
Molecule: messenger RNA, 6509 nt
Organism: Callorhinchus milii (elephant shark)
Lineage: Eukaryota; Metazoa; Chordata; Chondrichthyes; Chimaeriformes; Callorhinchidae
Product: collagen alpha-1(XIV) chain
Exons: 47
Coding region: 81-5663 (1860 amino acids)
Molecular function (GO): protein binding
Source: RefSeq, a predicted model, not a curated record